This is a messenger RNA of Drosophila guanche, 2572 nucleotides long. RefSeq names its product protein phosphatase 1 regulatory subunit 3C (gene Gbs-70E). Gene Ontology annotation, molecular function: protein phosphatase 1 binding; glycogen binding. The transcript has 6 exons. Gene Ontology annotation, cellular component: protein phosphatase type 1 complex. The coding region runs from base 454 to 1605 and encodes 383 amino acids. The record is from RefSeq and is a predicted model, not a curated record. Gene Ontology annotation, biological process: regulation of glycogen biosynthetic process. Lineage: Eukaryota; Metazoa; Arthropoda; Insecta; Diptera; Drosophilidae.
UCAGCUUCAAACGGAACGGAACGGGACGGCGUUUGUUGUUUUUCUCCAUGUCGUUCGUUUGUUCGUGAAAACUAAAAAUAAGUAACUAACAGAACGGCAGGGACUAUAAAAAGCGCCGGCGAAUAAAUCAGAAAAGGCCGGAAAGUCCGUCCACUACGUUAAGUUCCUGACACACAGAAAUCUCAAGAAUAUUUUCAUAAAUUCGGUUGAAAAUUUGCUAAAUUAAAAUUUCAUUGUCUGACGCCGUCGUCGUCCGUGAAUAGCGCGUGUGAUGCACAAAUUAAAAAAAAAAUGUAUUGAAAGUGCAUAAGAAAGAAGAGUGAAGAAAAGUUCCUUAGCAGCAGGCAAGAGAAGGAGAAUACGGAAAGAACGAGACUUCAAUAGCAAUUAACGGGGCUUCCACACAAAAAGUUCCUUGUUGCGAGAUCAAUAUCUAUCACAGAUCUAUAUAAAAUGAUUUCGCACAGUCCGCCCAUAUUUAGUCACAGUCCACCCGUUAGUUUUCUGGCGGACUUCAUGAGCGGACAUCAGCGGCAGGCAUUGAACUACAAUGACGAACCCAAUAGAGCAUCGCGCUACUGCCGUCCACAAGUGAUAAGUCUGGCCUCCAAAGCCAUGGUCAACAAUGCCUCUGCGGCCAUUCAGUGCCAGCCGGGUCACCAGAAGGCAGGGGCCACGCCCCUGGGAGUGGGCAGUCGAUCAGGUCGCAGUUAUCUGGAGCGCAUGGCUUCGGCUCCACAUCUCUUCAACCAACCCAAGUCAUGUCUCAGUCGCAAGUCCUGCCAGCACAAAACCCCACAAAGUCCCAGCCCCAUAGAUGAACCGACUCCAGAAAACAGCUAUGUAGCGGACAACUGCUGUUGCACCCAGAAUAAUGAAGCCAACGGAGUGGCCCACUGCGAACAGAGUCGCGGCCCCAAAAAGCAUGUGAUCUUUGCCGAUGAUGAGGGUCUAUCGCUAACCGAGGUUCGCGUGAUGUCCGAACCCUCGAAUGUGCCGCCCUAUUGGAGCAUGAAAUUCUUGGAGCAGAUAACACAGGGUCUGGUCAGUCCACAUCCGCCAGAUCAAUGGACGGUGGACUUCAAGCAGCCAGCUUCAGAUUAUUUAUCUUUUAGACAAAAAAUAGAGCGGGACUAUGUGUCCCUAGAGAAUGUGAUUGUCAAGGAUGAGGAGUCCAUAGUGGUGGGCACCAUCAAAGUGAAGAACGUUGACUUCCGAAAGGAAAUCAUAGUGCGUGUCACGUGGGACGAUUGGAAGAGUCAGCAGGAUAUAUUUUGUACUUUUGCCAGGGCCUAUGGACCGACCACCUGUGCCCACGUGAUUUUUGAUACAUUCUCGUUCAAGAUCACGCUGCCGCCAUCCUCGAAGCGCUUGGAGUUCUGCAUUUGCUAUCGCACCAACGAUACAGAGUAUUGGGAUAAUAAUGAUGGUACAAACUACACCAUCAGCAAGCGUUCGCCCUUUUACUACAAUGCCCUCUCUCCUUAUGAUAAGGGUCAGAGUCGCAACUCCAGUCAGCAAAUACGGUCCACCCUGACUGAUGCCCUGGCCAAGGUGCAGGACCAAAAUGGUUGGCAUCAAGACGCGCAUACACCAUAUUGGUGAAGUCUUGGGAGAUGAAAUGGAUUUUCCUUCUCCGAAAGGAACACAUCUCAUUUGGGCCACAUCACCAGAAAGUAACAGAAUUAGGAAAGAAAGGAAAGAAUUAGGGACAAAGAGAGAGAGUCUAAGAGAUUGUAACGAUAACGAAACUGUUGACUUAAUGAUUAAAGUGCCAUUGAUCAGAAAAUCAGAGACGAGGGCCCAUAACUACUUUAUUUAGGCAAACCCCCGAAUUUGUAUGUUUAUCUAAUGAAAUUUCAAGAUCAUAUCUUUUACGUGCAUCUUUUUUAAAUUGUUUGUAUGUUGAUCGGAAAAAUUGUCUAAAAAACUAUAACUUUAUGUAAUGUAUACCCAUAUGCCUGUGUGAUUGUCUACAUCGAUAUAACUGAUGAUAUAAAAUAAUAGUGAGAGGAAGAUAUACUCAAGGAGUGACGUAUCCUAGCGAACCAAUAAACAAAUAAAGAAAGAAAGAAUAGCAAACAUAACGCAUGUAUAUGCUAAUGCAGACAACAAACAAAACUUCACUUUAGUUUUUAAGCUUAUUGGAUCCAUAAUUUCGGAAUUUUAUAAAAUCAUAACAUUUUCCCUUUGGUUAUUUGAAACGUUAAGACUGAAAUGGCUUGUUACGGAGAAGAAAACACGUCCUGCAAUAUACCACAUUAUAACAUAUAGCAACAAAAUAUUCGCUUCACCACAUAACAAACAACGAAAUUUUGUCAUAAUAAUUCUGCGUGAGUCCCAUCGCCGACUAUAUACUAUUCAAUUUAAGACAUCUAACUAGAUUUAAGUGAUUUGUACAACAAAAAAGCAAACAGAAUAUAUUUAUGUACAUAUACCAGAAAAUUGCCUGUUAAAUACAUUUAUAUGCGUCUGAGCUCAGUUAUGUAAAGAUGCCUAGUUCGUAGUCCUUAGAGGUUAUUUAGUUAGUAAGGCGCCACAUUGAUUUGUAUGAAUAACUUAUACAUACAUA